GUAUUGACUCUGUCGGACGAUCAGAGUUUUGCAACAGCCUUGCGGCCGCAUAUGAGUCGAACCGCCGCCGUCGCGAAGAAGCGGAGUUGGGUGGCACGGUCGAUGCCUGCUACGGUCAAAGGAGUGAUCUGAAGCGCCAAAGACCAACGUUCAACGUUCCGUGAUCAUCUUGGUUUACGCGAUUGAUGACGCUCGUGGAAAAUCUCGGCUUCCCCGUGACCUCAACAUUGCUCGGUCGCACUAUUUCUCCGACUCAUAUUAUUCUUGGCCUCCGUCGACAUGCUAGGUGACACCUCCAAUCCAAUAUGAGAUGGCUGGCUGGAACUCGUCCUCCAUUCCCACUGUCGGGGUGCCCACCGCCUCUCACAAUGUUCGCCGUGCUGCUUGCUCUCUCGGGCCUCUGCUGGCUUCCCCUAUACGCCUCAGCCCAGUCUCAGGCUUCGAAGGCGUACGCACCCGUCGUCGCACCAUGUCCCUCUGGAAUAUCCGUUCUACGAGAGGCAGGAACGACCAACCAGUCCCUCAGUGAGGGAGAAUCCGCCUAUGUCUCGGGGAAGCGGAAGACAGUGCUCCCUGCGGCGUGGAAGUCAUACCUCGCGGCUGUGAACGGAAGCACCAGCGAUGUGGUGUCAUUGCCGUCUUAUGUCUCCGCAAUCCUCAACGGAUCAUUCGGAGGAUCGGCAUAUCCAAACUUGAGCAUCGCGACAAGUGGCGGCGGGUACCGAGCAGCGACAUUUGGAGCAGGGGUGUUGAACGCUCUGGAUGCGCGCAAUGCAACGUCUGUGCGUGCUGGGACCGGCGGGCUCCUACAGGCCUCCACGUACCUAGCAGGACUGUCUGGCGGGAGUUGGAUGGUAACCUCCCUCGCACAAGCGGACUUUCCGACUCUUUAUGAUCUCGUCCUAGGACCCGAGACUACGACCUCCAGCGGUUUCAAUGGGUGGCUAGCGAAUUUCAGCCUAUUUGACCCGUCAGACAGCAUUGUGCAAGACACCGUCUAUAUUAUUGACCUCGCGGACGAGACUGACGGGAAGGCGGGAAAAGGCUUUAACGUGUCGAUCACGGACGUAUGGGCACGGGCCCUCUCUCGUCACUUUGCGAACGGAACGACUGCUGCGACUUUCCUCGAGAAGAAUGUGACGCAUGGCGCAGGACUUACGUUCUCCUCGAUUUCUACUUUACCAGCAUUUACAUCUCAUACAUUACCGUUUCCUAUCGUCGUAACUGACUCAAUCUCGCCGUACCAAAAUGACUCGAACAUCCUUAACGAGACGGAAGUGCUUGUCCCUCUCACAAAUCCGAUAUACGAGAUUAACGCAUAUGAGAUGGGCUCCUUUGAUCCCGUGCUUGGUGCAUUUAUCCUCACAAAGUACUUGGGAACGACAAAUAGUACCCUGUGCGUGACGGAAUAUGACCAAGUCUCCUUUAUCGAGGGUCUCUCCUCAAGUCUUUUCAACGAGGCUGUAGUAUUGGAGAACGCAGAGAUAUCAGAUUUUAUAGAGAUACUCUCUGAAUAUCUUCCAGACGGAGGCGACAUAUUCUACGGGCUCCUCCCGAACCCAUUCCAUGGUCUAUCGCCAAAUACGUACAUCGCUAGCAACCAGACAGUGCUUCAGCUUGUCGACGGCGGGGAGGACGGGGAAGAGAUUCCGUUCACACCGUUGCUUGUCAAAGCCCGCGAAGUGGACGUGAUCGUCGCGAUCGAUGCGGCCGCCGACACCAGCUACAACUGGGCGGACGGGAGCUCUCUUAUUGCAACUCAGGACCGAGUAUCCUAUUUCCCGGGCACCUACGCUUUCCCUCCAGUCCCGACUUCGGCAUCAACCUUUCUCUCGAAGAACUUGACAAGGUACCCGACAUUCUUCGGUUGCAAUAGUUCCGUGAACUCGAGCGAGCCGCUAGUGAUUUACCUUGCGAACGGUGGACCGCCACUCGGUCAGACGCCCGCUACGAAUACGUCGACGUUGCAAUUGUCGUACGGCGCGGAGGAGCUGGAAGCAAUGCUCUCGCAGACGUUUGACAUUGCGACGCAGGGUAGGGCUACGGAGAGUUCGGCAGGGUGGGAGAAGGAUCCAGAGUGGCCUGCGUGCCUUGCGUGUGCGGUUGUUGACCGCUCCAGGCAAAGGGAAGGGGUCACGCGGAGCGGCGUCUGCGCGAGCUGCCUCGAUCGGUAUUGUUGGAGCUGAAUCGUUGAUUUUGUCGCUCACUGGACAAGGACUUGGUACAUAUGUGAUAGAACUCUUUGACGAGGUGGAGAACAGUGAAAUGCCCGAAGAGCGCAAUCUAGAUGUGUAUCAUUGCCCCACGAAAGAUGAUCAUCAUGAUCACAGAUUCGCCAAUCGAAUGGAUCCCCAAUCAUAGCGAUGGCCUGCGUAAUCGUAUCGCCAUGAUGCACUAUCAAAGUCGAACGGAUCAAUCGAGGCGUAGACAAAUUACAGCGGAUUCCCGAG
This is a messenger RNA of Laetiporus sulphureus 93-53, 2450 nucleotides long. RefSeq names its product lysophospholipase. The coding region runs from base 369 to 2186 and encodes 605 amino acids. Gene Ontology annotation, biological process: glycerophospholipid catabolic process. Lineage: Eukaryota; Fungi; Basidiomycota; Agaricomycetes; Polyporales; Laetiporaceae. Gene Ontology annotation, molecular function: A2-type glycerophospholipase activity. The record is from RefSeq and is a predicted model, not a curated record. Gene Ontology annotation, cellular component: cytosol. The transcript is spliced from 6 exons.